AUGAUGGCACUGACGCGAAUCUCGGUGCUGACGCUGCUAGCGGCGCAGGCUGGCCUACAAGUGUCGGCGCGCGCCCUACCAUCGCAAGCAGGCACUCCGGAACAGCCUUUUGUGGUCGAUUCUGAUCCCAUCUUGCACGGCCGUGACGUCGCCGCCCCUGCUCCCGCCGUCACUCCUGCCUCCAACACCGACAUCAACCUCACCCAGUACGUCAACAUCUUUGUCGGCACCGAGGCCAACGGCGAUCCUGGCGAUGUCUUCGCUGGUGCCUCUGUCCCCUACGGCAUGGCCAAAGCCACCAUCAACGUCGAAGGCUACGCGCCCGCUGGCUAUGUGUGGCCCUCGGACCAGCCCACGCGCGGCGUCAGCCCACUGCACGACUCGGGCACCGGCUCGAGCUCCGGCAGCUACGGCAACUUUUGCAUCAUGCCCGUCCUUUGCGAUGACAACGCGAUCGAUGCGUGCCCCACGCUGCUCGACGACCGCAAACGCAUGCGUCGCAAUCACACGGACCAUGGCCGACCCGGGUACUUUACCACCACGCUCGACAACGGCAUCAAGAUCGAGGUCACCAGUACGCGCAGGAGCACACUCGAGAGGUAUACGUUCCCUGCCGCCGAGAUGGCUCGGACAAAGUCGAGCCCGUAUCUUGUGCUCGAUUGGACCAACGACUCGCCGGGCACCUUCAGGGGUGGCGAGAUGAAGGCCAACUGGGAGGCUGGGCGCUUGACGAUGAACGGUACUUGGCUCAGCUCGUGGGGGCCCGGGGACUUCCCGUACCAUGCAUUCCAGUGUGUCGAUCUGAAGUUCGACAGCAAGCAGACGCUGGGCAAGCAUGCGUUCUUUGGCGGUAACCGUCGUGGGUACGAUUCGAAGCGUACCGAUCUAGACCACUGGGUGAGGCUCGCCCAACAGGUCGGCCAGUAUCAGGCCGGCGCCGUCGUCGGGUUCAAGGUAGACACCGCAACCAAGCAGGAUGUGACGAUCACCGUUCGACGUGGUGUCUCGUUCGCCUCGGCCGACAAUGCCUGCCACAACAUGGAGACCGAGAUCAGCAAUUGGAACUUCGAUGCUACCGUUGCAGCCAGCCAGGCGCUGUGGGAGGACAAGCUGCAGCGUAUCCAGCUGGACCCUGCCACGCCCGACUACGUCCGCCGACUCUUCUACACGAGCUUCUAUCGCACCUUCCUCUCGCCGAACAACGCGACCGGCGAUGGCCCGUUUCCGACCACCGCCCCCUACUUCGACGGCAUGUACUGCACCUGGGACACGUACCGCACGCUGUUCCCUUUCCUCUCAUUGUCGAGUCCAGGCGAUUUUGCGCAGAUCGUCGAGACGUACAUCGAUGGCUGGCGGAAGGAGGGUUGGCUGCCGGAGUGCAGGGCCAACCAGAUCAAAGGAUUCGUGCAAGGCUCGAACCACGGUGUCGAGGUGCUUGCUGAUUUUGCGGUCAAGUAUGCUAAGGCGGCCGAAUCGCUAGGCGUCAAUACGGACGAGCUGUACCAAGCGAUGCAGCACGACCUUGACGUGCCAUCGCCACAGUGGGAGUACGAGGGACGCCAGGCUGCGCCGUAUCAGCUGUACGGCUACAUCCCGUUCAGCUACAUUGAUCCUGUGUCGGUGGGCGAGCAGACACGAGAGGCGAGUCGCUCGCUCGAGUAUGCCUUUGGCGACUUUACAGCUGCCAUGACCGCCCUCGCGCUCGGCAAGCCCAACGAAGACGUCCAGCGGUACGCCAAAGCCUCACUGAACUACAGCCUCAACUUCGACCACCACUCCUCCAGCGACGGCUUCACCACUUUUGUUCAACGCCGCUAUGCCAACGGCACGUUCCAACCCACCGACCCGACCUUCUGCUCGCCGCUCGACACCAACCAGUCGCACGCUUGCAGUCUGCAGGCCGAGAACGACUUUGGCGUCUACGAAUCGUCUUCGUGGGAGUACAGCUUUUACGCUCCGCACGAUCGCGCCGGUCUGGUCGAGCUGAUGGGCGGCAAGGCGACAUUCGAGAAGCGACUCGACCACUUCUUCGACAAGGGCUACUACGGACCGGGCAAUGAGCCGAGCUUCGACACGCCGACCAUGUACCACUUCAUCGGCAAGCCGUGGCGCAGCGUGCAGCGUGUGCGCGAGGUGGUGCACAAGUACUUCUCCCUGAAGCCAGGUGGUAUUCCGGGUAACGACGAUAAUGGAGCGAUGGCUUCGCUGCUCGGAUGGUAUCUGCUGGGACUGUACCCCACGCCGGGCACCAAGGAGCUGCUGGUGCUGUCGCCAUUCAUGCCAGGGUACACGAUUGACAAUCCGUUGCUGGGUAAGGCGACGGUGACAGUGCGCGGGUUUGAUGAGCGCUCGAUCGGUGGAAAGAUCCCAACUGGUGUCAAGGCGUACGUGCAGCAGGUGCUGAUCGACGGCAAGCCGCACAGCUCGCGCUGCAGGAUGAGCUUCGAUGAUCUCUUUCCCGGCGCGCCGGGCGCAGAGAGGAGGGUGGAGAUCGUGCUGACGGACCGCGAGAUUGGUGGGUGUGGUGCUGGACCCGACGACAAUCCUGCGUCGCUGUCGACGGGUGGAUUCCUCGACUUCAAGAGCAAGUAG
Molecule: messenger RNA, 2592 nt
Organism: Kalmanozyma brasiliensis GHG001
Lineage: Eukaryota; Fungi; Basidiomycota; Ustilaginomycetes; Ustilaginales
Product: Glycosyl hydrolase family 92
Exons: 1
Coding region: 1-2592 (863 amino acids)
Biological process (GO): glycoprotein catabolic process; protein deglycosylation; protein quality control for misfolded or incompletely synthesized proteins
Cellular component (GO): nucleus; cytosol
Molecular function (GO): peptide-N4-(N-acetyl-beta-glucosaminyl)asparagine amidase activity; carbohydrate binding
Source: RefSeq, a predicted model, not a curated record